This is a messenger RNA of Penicillium expansum, 780 nucleotides long. RefSeq names its product Short-chain dehydrogenase/reductase SDR. The record is from RefSeq and is a predicted model, not a curated record. Lineage: Eukaryota; Fungi; Ascomycota; Eurotiomycetes; Eurotiales; Aspergillaceae. The transcript is spliced from 3 exons. The coding region runs from base 1 to 780 and encodes 259 amino acids. Gene Ontology annotation, cellular component: intracellular anatomical structure. Gene Ontology annotation, molecular function: oxidoreductase activity, acting on NAD(P)H, oxygen as acceptor.
AUGCCCGACUUCAGCCUAGCAGGCAAGGUAAUCGUAAUCACAGGAGCCGGGCGAGGCCUAGGCCUCGCCCUAGCAGAAGCGCUCCUAGAAGCAGGUGCCAAAGUAUACGCUCUAGACUAUCUGAAAGAGCCGACACCGGAGUUCAUAGAAUUCCAGCAGCGCGCCAAGACAUGGCACACCGAACUGCAGUACCGCUGCAUCGACGUGCGUGACACAGUCUUACUUAAUACCGUGGUCGAGGAUAUCGCCAAUCAUGAGCAUCGGAUAGACGGUCUAAUCGCGGCUGCGGCCAUCCAGCAGGAGACGUCUGCUCUGGAGUACUCUGCUGAAGAUACUAACACGAUGCUUGAGGCUAAUGUCACCGGCGUGUUCAUGACGGCGCAGGCUGUAGCACGGCAGAUGAUUCGGUUUGGGAAUGGGGGUAGUAUCGCUCUAAUUGCCAGUAUGAGUGGUACUGUUGUUAACAAGGGUCUAAUAAGCCCAGUCUAUAACGCAAGCAAAGCAGCCGUCAUCCAACUAUCCCGCAACCUCGCCGCCGAAUGGGGCCAGUAUAACAUCCGCGUCAACACCCUCUCCCCGGGCUACAUUCUCACAUCUAUGUUGGAGAUGCUAUUCGUCAAGUAUCCUGAGCGUCGCGAGCAAUUCGCGAAAGAGAAUAUGCUAGGCCGUCUAUCCCGGCCCGGGGAGUAUCGCGGUGCGGCUGUCUUCUUGCUUUCUGAUGCUAGUAGUUUUAUGACUGGGAGUGAUCUCCGUAUAGACGGUGGUCAUGCUGCGUGGUGA